AUGAGCUGGGCUAAGAAAUACCUGUUUUGGAUCUUCAAGGGGUCCAAAAAGUCCAUUGUUGAUCGAUUGGAGGACAUCGAUGAUGAAAUUUUGGAACUGGAAAGUGAUCGAUCAAGCAGUAUAGACUCAGAAAAACAGUUCGUUUUCCGACUGCUUUUCUACUCAUUCAUAUUCUUUGGCUUGAGUUUUAUAACGGUUUAUUACUACUACUGGCCAAGAACAGUAACCGGGAAGGUGGUGAUAUGUAUGAUAUUUGCUGUAUAUCCUUUUUGUAUAUAUUUCCUGAAGUAUAUUUUUCGGAUGAUGUUUACUAGACGCGUAAAUAAGACGAAUGAGAAACUAAAAAGGCUACGGGCUGAUAAACAAAAAUUGUUAGAAGAGGUGAUGGAAAAGGAGACGUUCAACAAGGCCCAACAAAUCCUCAAACGUUUUGAUCCAUUAACAUUUGCUUCGAUAACUGUUGAGGAUAAGAAAGUCCCCAAACCGGUUUUUGGAUCGAUGAUUAACCUUGGCACUCCCCACUCUGAAGUACGCCGUAGGAAUAAUUCGGGGGAUAAACAUUUAACUCAAGGAUUAUUAGGUCCAAAUUUAACUACACAGUCAAGUACCCCUAUGCUCGGGAGUAAUCAAACACCAUGUUCUAAAAAACCGCGGUUAUUAAGACCGCUUUUGCCUAGAGAACGUUCAAUUAUUGAUAAAGUUUUAGAUGCAUUAGUUGGCGAUGGUCCUGAUAAACGAUUUGCUCUGAUUUGCAAUGAAUGUUCAUCACACAAUGGAAUGGCACUACAAGAAGAGUUUGAAUAUUUAGCAUUUCGAUGUUGUUAUUGUAAUCAUUUUAAUCCAGCACGUCGUACACGAUUGAAGACUGAAUUAUCAACCGAAAAUAUAGAAAACACCAAUGAUUUGACAAAUAAUUCAAAAACAACACCUUAUUUCCAAUCGACUAAAUCAAAUGUUAAAAGAAUGAAAGAAGGCAUCAAAAGUUCAAAAAAUAGUUUGUAUAGUCAUGACAGUGAUAAUGAUAGUGUUCUUGGUAAUGAGACUGUAGUUUGUAAUCCUCAUGAAAUUUUAGCCAAUGAAUUUAAUGAGCAAUCUAAUUUAAAAGAUGAUGGUAAUGUUGAUACGUUUAAAGAAACCACAGAAUAG
Molecule: messenger RNA, 1146 nt
Organism: Schistosoma rodhaini
Lineage: Eukaryota; Metazoa; Platyhelminthes; Trematoda; Strigeidida; Schistosomatidae
Source: the annotation of a GenBank genome assembly